Nicotiana attenuata is the source of this 1457-nucleotide messenger RNA. RefSeq names its product rhomboid-like protein 20. Gene Ontology annotation, cellular component: membrane. Gene Ontology annotation, molecular function: protein binding; serine-type endopeptidase activity. The record is from RefSeq and is a predicted model, not a curated record. Lineage: Eukaryota; Viridiplantae; Streptophyta; Magnoliopsida; Solanales; Solanaceae. The transcript has 8 exons. Bases 181 to 1062 code for a protein of 293 amino acids.
AGAAAACCGUAUUAGUUCCGGUCUAAACAUAGUUUUAGACCAAUUGUUUUCCAACUACCUUGUUUAUUUCCGACUUGCGAAAAAUUGAUCUCGCUGAGGAACAGAGAAGUCAGAAGAGGCAGGACUUAGCCAAAGUGGUAAAAUAGUAAAGGGAAAAAGCUCGUUGUAAUCGCUGCAAAAAUGAACGUUGGCCCAUCUGGUUUCAACAAUGCGCCAGUGACAAGGGCAUUAGUAAUUGCGUGUACCCUCUUCACCAUCAUAUUUGGUACCCAAGGCCGUGCAAAUCAGCUGGGUUGGUCUUAUCAGGAUAUUUUCCAGAAGCUUCAAAUCUGGAAGCUGAUCAUAUCUGUUUUUACCUUUUCAUCUACUCCUGAACUAUUAUUUGGAUUAUAUCUGCUAUACUACUUCCGUGUCUUUGAGAGGCAAAUCGGUUCGAACAAAUAUUCUGUUUUCCUGCUGUUCUCUUUUGUACUCUCUUUAUUGCUCGCGGUUCUUGCUCUACAACUUAUUAAAGAUCCUUCCUUGAGUACACUGUCUGGGCCCUACGGACUAAUUUUUUCAUCCUUUGUGCCGUUUUAUCUCGACAUCCCGGUUUCUACCCGGUUCCGCAUAUUCAGUCUACACUUCUCUGACAAGGCUUUCAUUUAUUUAGCUGGUCUCCAGCUUCUUUUCUCAUCCUGGAAAAGAUCUAUUAUACCCGGGCUCUGUGGAAUAAUUGCAGGUUGCUUGUAUCGUUUGAACAUUUUCCGUAUUAGGAGAGUGAAGUUCCCAGAAUUUAUUACAUCCUUCUUUGCUCGACUUUCUUGGCCAUCGAUGGGUAACGUGCCACCACCUUCAGCGCCAGCAAGGAACUCUCCAGGAAAUGUACCAUCCUUUGCAGGUCGCCAGAUGGAGAGAAACUAUCCUGCUCCAGCCCCGUCCACCGUAGAGCCACCAGAAGACACUAUAGCGAUGCUGAUGUCAAUGGGCUUUGAUAGGAACGCGGCAAGGCAGGCACUCAUCCAUGCUGGAAAUGAUGUUAAUACAGCCACAAAUAUCCUUCUUGAGUCGCAAUCGCACUGAAAUAGAAAUCAGAUCUUUUUCUAGGGGGAAUGAAGCCCCAGAUGUUAGGUGUACACCAGUUUCUAGAGGGUGUUAAAACAACAUUUGGUAUUUUCUGGAAAAGUUGGAUUACACUCGUCCUACCGAUCUUUCAAACUGCUCUUAGUUUUGUAGUUUCUUCUGUUUCUUUAGCAAUUCAUGCACUUGUCUCAUUCCAAAACCACCCUAGGUGAUUAUAAUCCCAAAAUCAGCAUAUACAGGGUUCAAAUCAUUUUGAGAGAUUAGGUCAUGUAUAUUUGCAGUGGACUGAGGUCUUGCUCGUAUUCUGGUGAUUGUAAAUCUGACCAAAUUACUCCUAUAGGUUGACAAUAGUUUCUUGAUUUUUUCAAAUCCUGAAAUCUCCUCUUUUUCGUUUU